AUGUCCGACCCGGAAGUCACAACUGCAGCCACAUCGGAGCAAGACUCCUCCGCCUCACCUCAACAAAACGGCGACCAAACCAAACUCUCAUCCGCCGGUUUCAGCAUAUGGCCACCCACUCAGCGCACUCGCGACGCCGUCAUCACUCGCUUAAUCGAAACCCUAACCACUCCCUCCGUCCUUUCAAAGCGCUACGGCACAUUGCCUUCUGACGAGGCCGCCACAGCCGCUCGCCAGAUCGAAGACGAGGCUUACUCUUUCGCCAGUGACUCCGGUGCUCCAGACGGCGGUGACGGCAUCGAGAUCCUUCAGGUUUACUCCAAGGAAAUCAGUAAGCGCAUGCUUGAAACCGUUAAGGCUAGACCUACCAUAGGUUCCAAUGCCGUCGAUAACGAUGCUGCUGAAGCUCCUACAACCGUGGAUCCUCCUUCUUCUUCACCAACCGCAGUGGAUGCUCCUGACACCGGCAAGAUCGAGACGGAGACGGAGACUGAGACCUGA
Messenger RNA from Lathyrus sativus (Indian pea), 501 nucleotides. NCBI's taxonomy places the organism in Eukaryota, Viridiplantae, Streptophyta, Magnoliopsida, Fabales, Fabaceae. The record is from the annotation of a GenBank genome assembly.